AGACUCAUACCACUGUGGAACUGUAGUGCUAACUCCAAAGAUGGCUGGGAAAGAUAUGCUGGUGCUUCCGGCAGCAGACAUCAGUACUGAUGGUGACCGCAACCCUACAGAUACCUCUAAUGAUGAAGAUGGAAAACCAAACACAGAAACAAUGCAACUUAAGAAAGAAAUCUCUCUCCUAAAUGGCAUCAGUCUUAUUGUGGGCAACAUGAUUGGGUCUGGCAUCUUUGUUUCCCCAAAAGGGGUCUUAAUAUACAGUGCUUCCUAUGGACUGUCCUUAGUGAUCUGGGCACUUGGUGGAAUUUUCUCUGUAAUUGGUGCUCUGUGCUAUGCGGAGUUGGGGACCACUAUAAAGAAGUCGGGAGCUAGCUAUGCCUAUAUUUUGGAGGCUUUUGGGGGGUUCAUUGCCUUCAUCCGCCUGUGGACUUCAUUGCUGAUUAUUGAACCCACCAGCCAGGCUGUGAUUGCAAUAACAUUUGCCAACUAUUUAGUUCAGCCAGCAUUCCCUUCCUGUGAACCUCCCUAUACUGCAUCACGCUUGAUUGCUGCUGCUUGUAUCUGUAUCCUAACUUUUAUAAAUUGUGCCUAUGUGAAGUGGGGUACUCGAGUUCAGGAUGUUUUCACUUAUGCCAAACUUAUUGCCCUUGUUGUGAUAAUCAUUGCUGGCUUCGUUCGGCUCUGCCAAGGGUACACGAACCACUUUGUGGAUGCCUUCGAAGGCUCUUCCUGGAAUGCAGGCGAUAUAUCACUAGCACUUUACUCUGCUCUGUUUUCCUACUCUGGCUGGGACACAUUAAAUUUUGUAACAGAAGAAAUCAAAAAUCCUGAGAGGAACCUUCCUUUGUCCAUUGCUAUCUCCAUGCCUGUGGUGACUGUUAUCUACAUCCUGACCAACAUUGCAUACUAUGUAGUACUGGAUAUGAAUGCAAUUUUAGCUAGUGAUGCGGUAGCUGUGUCUUUUGCAGAAGAAACCUUGGGCUAUAUGAAAUGGAGUAUCCCCAUUGCUGUGGCCUUGUCCUGCUAUGGUGGACUGAAUGCUUCUAUAAUAGCUGCAUCUAGGUUGUUCUUCGUUGGCUCAAGAGAGGGUCACCUGCCAGAUAUGUUGUCUAUGAUCCACAUCCAAAGAUUUACACCAGUUCCUGCACUACUGUUUAAUUGUGCUAUGGCCCUCAUUUACUUGGCAGUGGAAGAUGUCUUCCAGCUCAUCAACUACUAUAGUUUCAGUUACUGGUUCUUUGUGGGUCUGUCUAUUGCUGGGCAAGUCUACCUCCGCUGGAAGGAGCCUGAUCGACCCAGGCCUCUCAAGCUUAGCCUGUUCUUCCCAAUUGUGUUUUGCCUGUGUACCAUUUUCCUGGUGGCUGUGCCACUCUACAGUGAUACUGUAAACUCACUGAUUGGAAUUGGGAUUGCCCUGUCUGGAGUCCCUGUGUACUUCAUGGGAGUCUACCUCCCAGAGUCAAAAAGACCACCCAUCAUUGGAAAGCUGCUUGGUUUUCUGACCAGAAUUACCCAGCUAGCCUGCUACUGUGUUGUAACAGAGAUGGACCCUGUUGAUUAAGAAGACGAGAAGAGAAGAGAUCGAAUAUAUAUCUGCAGUAAGAAAGACAAUAUUGAGACAGGCCUGCUGAGAAAAGUCAGUGUUCUGGAAACUUAAAACUCCAAUUUCUUCUUCCACAGAGCACAUGGACUUGAGUCAAGACAAUAGAACACAAUUUCUACUAAAGAAAGUUACUGUUUUGUUUUUGAACUAUUCAAGCUCUACAUUCAAAAAACACCAGAGUGUGUUGGCUGUAGCAGAGACUUGAAGUCACUAAGCACAUAGUCUGUAAGCAAUGCCUCAGUAUGAAAGCAGGACUGGAACUUGGAUGUUCACCAAAGGGAAAUACCGUUUCAGUUCCAUGCUGCUUUUCAUGUUUAAAGGGGAGGUGGGUGAUUUGACCCUGAAUUAUUAGAAAGUUUUAUCUCCUCUUCUUGAAUACCAAAGGCUUCUGACAUUUAAAACGUCUUCCGUGAACUUACGACACUUUAAACGCAAGUCUGCAAUCAUGGGUUUUGUUUGCACAGAACUGACUGGUCGUCAUCCAGCCUGUAUGUCAAAAGUGUACACAGAAAAGCUGUAUUGAUUGCGUCUGAAGAGGUCUUCCUUUUUAACAAUUCCUUUGUUAUAUUAUGACACAAAUACAGAACUGGUUUUAUCUUCACUUACUUUAUUCCUCUGGCUUGUUUUACUUGCAAAGGAUUCUGUUCCCAGUACUUACAGCUGAUUAUUCAGAAAUUGAAUUAAAUACAGUUGUACUGGUUUAAUGAGGUUAAAAGCAAAUCUAUCUUAUGGGUAAGUGUACAGCAAUGAAGGUUUAAACGACUCGGCAAUUAUGAACUACCUAACAGAGCAAAAUCUGUUUUGACUACCUCAUAAGUAAUCAGACUUGCCCUAUAUAUUUCUGUUCAGCAAAAUCUGUGGUGCAAAAUUACAAGUUUGGCCUGCCUGGCAAACAGCAACUUUAAAAUAAAGUUGAGUCUUUUUCAGUAGGCUGAAA
Messenger RNA from Protopterus annectens (West African lungfish), 2537 nucleotides. RefSeq names its product solute carrier family 7 member 6 (gene SLC7A6). Gene Ontology annotation, biological process: amino acid transmembrane transport. The coding region runs from base 41 to 1558 and encodes 505 amino acids. NCBI's taxonomy places the organism in Eukaryota, Metazoa, Chordata, Ceratodontiformes, Protopteridae. The transcript is spliced from 9 exons. Gene Ontology annotation, cellular component: membrane. The record is from RefSeq and is a predicted model, not a curated record. Gene Ontology annotation, molecular function: L-amino acid transmembrane transporter activity.